Ostrinia nubilalis (European corn borer) is the source of this 3551-nucleotide messenger RNA. RefSeq names its product required for meiotic nuclear division protein 1 homolog. Gene Ontology annotation, biological process: positive regulation of mitochondrial translation. The record is from RefSeq and is a predicted model, not a curated record. NCBI's taxonomy places the organism in Eukaryota, Metazoa, Arthropoda, Insecta, Lepidoptera, Crambidae. Bases 108 to 1241 code for a protein of 377 amino acids. The transcript is spliced from 10 exons.
AGCUUCGAAAAAGUAAACUUUGCAGAUAACCUCAAUAUUUUAUGUAAUAAUUUUUAUUUAAGCUCAAGUUACAUAUUUUCUUAAAAUAUUUACAUAUUGCUAUCAAUAUGACGGUCUAUUUAUCCAGAAUUGUGUGUAAUUCAGUGCGUACUUCUUAUAUAAAAUGUUUGAAUAUGCCGGAGCAAAUGUCGCGGCAGUGUAGGUUUUUCUCGAUAAAGAGAGAUUCAUUUAACUUGCCCCGUGUUAUAAUAGCGAGGAAAAGCUCCAGCGAUGCUAUUCACCCUACCGUAGCCUUAGAAAACUCGAGUAUACCGUUGAAAAAGAAGAUAAUACACAAGAAGGCUGAUUUAGAUGAUCUGACGAAGAAGGAAGGUCAUUACCUAACUCUGGCGUACGUGACUGCAAACAGCUAUGACCUGAAGGGUUUGAAAGAGGCCCUGGUGCAGCAGAAGCUCUACGAACCGGCCACGCUCCAAGCACAAGAGGUGGGCGAUGUGGUGAUAGCCAAUGCAGUGUACUCCGUUGGCUCGGAGCCAAGACAGAUCAUAUUCUUCCGUGAAGGUGCCGUGGUGUUCUGGAAUUGUACUGAACUGGAGGCCAGCAAUGUGUUAGACUUGGUUCGCAGGUUUGAAGUAGACAGCUACCCAAGAGACGUGGUUGAAAAGGAAAGAGAAGUCAUGACCUACUGCUAUCAACCAAAUGCGAAGAAAUGCUACCUACAAGAAGAAGGGUUUGUGCUGGUGCCUCACAAGGAUAACUUAUUGGAGAAGUUCACAUUCAGCCACGCCAUGACCCAGUCGGCCAGGCUGGGGGCCUGGGAGUCGCGGCUAGAAGCCCUAGCGGCGGCAGUCAGGCAACACUCCUCGUUGAUGGAGAGGCAUGGAGCAGCCAACGUGGAUAAGAAAGAGAUCGUCCGCAAGCUAGGCGAGCUGUUCUCCUUACGGCACCAGCUGAACGUGGAGUCAGAUUUGCUGGACACGCCCGACUUGUACUGGGAGCAGGAGCAGCUCGAGCGGAUCUACUCCAGCACCGUGGCCUGCUUCACCAUCGCCCGGCGGACACGGGUCCUCAACGAGCGUCUGGCCCACUGCGUGGAACUCCUCGAGCUGGUCUCCCAGUGGGCGGCAGACAGGCACCACGUGCGGUUGGAAUGGAUGAUCAUCGCGCUCAUCCUGGUGGAGGUGUGCUUCGAGCUGCUGCACUUCUUCGAGAGGUACGCCGUCAGGGAAGACAGCGGCUAGUGGCUGCUGCUGGCUUGCUGUGGCUAGCUGGCUAGUAGCUGGAUAGUAGCUGGCUAGCUAGUCAUCUGGAGUGGAUGAUCAUCGCGCUCAUCCUGGUGGAGGUGUGCUUCGAGCUGCUGCACUUCUUCGAGAGGUACGCCGUCCGCGAGGACAGCGGCUAGUGGCCGCUGCUGGCUUGCUGCGGCUAGCUGGCUACUAGCUGGAUAGUAGCUAGUGGCUGCUGCUGGCUUGCUGUGGCUAGCUGGCUACUAGCUGGAUAGUAGCUGGCUAGUAGCUGGCUAGGUAGUAGCUGGAUAGUAGCUAGUGGCUACUGCUGGCUUGCUGCGGCUAGCUGGCUACUAGCUGGAUAGUAGCUAGUGGCUGCUGCUGGCUUGCUGUGGCUAGCUGGCUACUAGCUGGAUAGUAGCUGGCUAGUAGCUGGCUAGGUAGUAGCUGGAUAGUAGCUAGUGGCUACUGCUGGCUUGCUGCGGCUAGCUGGCUAGUAGCUGGAUAGUAGCUGGCUAGCUAGUCAUUUGGAGUGGAUGAUCAUCGCGCUCAUCCUGGUGGAGGUGUGCUUCGAGCUGCUGCACUUCUUCGAGAGGUACGCCGUCCGCGAGGACAGCGGCUAGUGGCUGCUGCUGGCUUGCUGUGGCUAGCUGGCCAGUAGCUGGAUAGUAGCUAGCUGGCUACUAGCUGGAUAGUAGCUAGUGGCUGCUGCUGGCUUGCUGUGGCUAGCUGGCUACUAGCUGGAUAGUAGCUGGCUAGUAGCUGGCUAGGUAGUAGCUGGAUAGUAGCUAGUGGCUACUGCUGGCUUGCUGCGGCUAGCUGGCUAGUAGCUGGAUAGUAGCUGGCUAGCUAGUCAUUUGGAGUGGAUGAUCAUCGCGCUCAUCCUGGUGGAGGUGUGCUUCGAGCUGCUGCACUUCUUCGAGAGGUACGCCGUCCGCGAGGACAGCGGCUAGUGGCUGCUGCUGGCUUGCUGUGGCUAGCUGGCUAGUAGCUGGAUAGUAGCUAGCUGGAUAACUGGCUUGCUAGCUAGCAGCUGUUAAUCAGCUGGCUAGCAGCUGUUAAUCAGCUGGCUAGCAGCUAGUAAUCAGCUGGAUAGCAUCAAGUGACUAGCUGGCUAGAUAGAUGGCUUGCUAUCUGGACAGUGACUACUGAGUAGCUGGCUAGCAGCUAGUGAUAAACUGGAUAGCAGCUUGCUAUGGUUAGCUAGCUAGUAGCUGGAUAGUAGCUAGCUAGCUAACUGGCUUGCUAGCAGCUAGUCCAUGACUACUAGUUAGUUACUAGGCUUGCUAGUUAGUGCCAGGCGUGCUGGCUAGCAGCUAGUGAUCAGUUGGAUACCAGCCAGUGAUUAGCUGGAUAGCAGGAUAGCAGCUAUUGAUCAGAUGGAUAGUAGCUAGUGAUCAACUGGAUAGCAGCUACCGAUCUGCUGGAAUAGCAGUCAGGGAUCAGCUGGAUAGCAUUCAGUGUUCAGCUGCAUAGCAAUUAGUGAUCAACUGGAUCAAUAUAAAUAUACAUGCGAAGCAGCUGGUUUACAGGAAUUACAGGCUAGCAAUUAAGCUAGCUAGCUAGCAGCUACACUGCAGUGAAUACACACGAGUUCAAACAACAUUCAAGUCAUGAUAUUACACUCAAGAAGUAACUUGAGUAUUUCAUAGGUUUGAUAUUCUACUAAUCAUAGGUUUUUGCUUCAAUUUAAAUCUAGUUUUAACACUAAAUAUAGAACAAAAGUUCUUAUAUUGUAAUCAAGCAGGUUGUAAAGUAAAUGUAGUUUAGAAGUGUUGUAUGUAUGUAAAUAUAGAUUGUCUGGGCUUGUAUAUUUGUUAGAAUGAUCAAACUGUGAUAACUAAUCUUAUAUCGGUUUCAUUAUGACAUUAUGUAGUGCUGUCACAAUUUAUAUUUGUAUUGUGUAUAAAUUAUAAUACUAAUUAUAAAUGCAUAAGUUGUAGCAUUUAACAAGUAUUUAGUAAAAGUGUAUGGAAAAUGUAGUUUUUGGAAUGAAUAAGACUUGAAUACCAAAUAAAAUGCUAUUGUUAAAAAUAUAAGUAAUUUAAGCUGUGUAGCUUAUUAUGGUUUAAAUAUGUAUUUAUUUUAUGUAUUCGUAUUUUACUUAUGGUGUUGGUUUUGGUUGUUCUGUAGUUUUAUUAUAAAUCACUGAAAUAUUUUAUUGCUUGCCAUUUGAUUGUAUGUAAUGAUUAUAUUGUAACUAUUUAUGUAUAAGAAUUUACAUUAUAUCCUAUUUUUGUAGCAUUUUGUGUACAUAGUGCAUUUAUGUAUUUAUGGGUUAUUAGUUGUAUGUUGAUUUGAAUGAAAUAAAUGUAUUGAUUACGA